Ectocarpus sp. CCAP 1310/34 is the source of this 1974-nucleotide messenger RNA. The record is from the annotation of a GenBank genome assembly. NCBI's taxonomy places the organism in Eukaryota, Phaeophyceae, Ectocarpales, Ectocarpaceae.
AAGUUGUCGAAUACAGAACUAAGUGAUUGCCAGCGUGGCGAAGAUGGAUAUCGACGCUGGCACAAUUCUCCCUCGGGGUGAGCUCAUCAAGACCAUCGUCGCCGCCGAGCCCACUGCAGCAGCAGACGCACGGCAGAGCGAGGAUAUCAUCGAAAGCGACGACGACGAUGGGCCGCGGCUCGAAUACAUAACACAGCUGGAGAUGAGCUGCGACAACAAGCAGCUAGCGGCAGCGCUUUCGUCCCUUGAGAUUAAUCUCUAUUCGGUGGAAACGAUGGCCCUAGCAGGGAAGGUGAAGGGCCACACGGGCCCCCUUACGCAGCUGGCGUUCGCUCCAUCCGACCCGAGCUGCUUUUUUUCGGCAUCGGAGGACGGGACUGUCAGGGGAUGGGACACUCGAUCUCUGGCGACGACAAUCACCCUGGGAGAUUCGGAAGAGGAAGAGGAGGUCUACAGCAUGGCGCUGGGAUACGACGGUCGAUUGUGCGCCACCGGCAAAGACUGUUUGAUCGAGUUCUACGACUUGCGGAAGGCAGGGAAGCCACUAGGGUCGUACUCAGAGUGCCACACGGACGCAGUAACUCAGGUCCGGUUCCACCCUCACAAGCGCUCCUUCAUGCUCACCGGCUCUGAGGACGGGCUCAUGUGCUUCUUCGACACCGAGGUCUCGCUCGAAGAGGACGCGCUCGACUCUGUCAUGAACGCGGAGUGCCCCGUGCGCAGCGUGGGUUUCUUCGGCCCGGAGGGAGAGGGGGUAUACUGCUGCACCAACACGGAGAGCCUGUCUCUCUGGCAUGCCGCAGGAGCGCAGAGGAUAAAGGACUUCGGCGACGUCCGUGCCUUGGCGAGGGGAGAAAAUCCUGCUGAAGCCGACGUUGGUGCUGGCGACGGUGCUACUGCUGCUGCUGUUCCCCGGGAGGGCGGAGGGUUGGUAGCGGCAGCACGGGCUGCGGCGGCGGCGGCCGCGGCAGGCGAGGAUUGGGGUGUUGCGGUGGACUGCAUAGUGAACUGCCAGUACGACGCAGCCGCUGAUCGUCUGCGGCUAGUGACGAGUAGUUACGCAGGCGCAGCGUGCCUGGCGACUGUGUCUCCAGAAGGUAUCACUCCGGACGCCAUUUUGGAAGGGGGCCACGCGGAGCAGAUCCGCACCUUCCAGUGGAUGGGACGGGCGAUGGCCACCGGCGGCGAGGAUGCCAGAAUCUGCUCGUGGCGUCUGCCCGGGGGUGGAGAAGACGGCAGCAACGACAAACACGACGACGAUGACGCCAUGGACGAUGACAGAUGACGUAGAAGGUAGCACCACCGUUAGUAGACUACCCCCUGAGAAGCUCCGUUUUUCAAGACGCCAAAAACGCCCCCCAGGAGCUGCACCCCUACAACCGUUAUGUUGUGUUGGUAUAACUGUUGAAGAUCAUGUGCCUUAGUCUGUUGCGGGGGAAGCACCGAGCGUUGUACUUGUCCGUUGUUACCCCCUAGGGGGUGUUCCUCGACGGCAGCAUAUUCUCCGUUGACAAUGGUAACGGUGGUGCUGUUGGUGUUGUCGAUCUCGGCCUCUGGACGGUCACCAACCCCUCCCUUUCGUCCUGUCCUCGGGUGCCUUCCCCCCUCUGUCGCAGGGGUGUGCGGUUGUUGUGAAAGUGAGUGUUGAAGAGAUGGCCUGCGGUGUGAUGUGAGGGUACCCGUUUCGGAUGUCCGUCAUGGGUGAUGAUUAGAAUGAUGGAAAAGAGGGGACGCGGAUACUUGAUCAUCACUGGCAGGGUUGCCGGCUCGCCUCUCAUUAGGGGACACGUGUCGUAGACGUACUAUGGUGCUUGCUUACGACGAGGGAUCCCUGAGGGAGGCAGAGAUAUAGCGUGCACUUCCAUCUUCUGUGUUAUGGCGUUGAAGUCUGACGAGCAGAGGAAGCCUCUCAGAGAAGCGCGUUUGAUUUGACCGGCGGAGGUUUCUUCCUGAGGUGCGGAACACAAAAAAACG